Messenger RNA from Sipha flava (yellow sugarcane aphid), 1525 nucleotides. Its product is annotated as acyl-CoA Delta(11) desaturase-like. Gene Ontology annotation, cellular component: endoplasmic reticulum membrane. Gene Ontology annotation, molecular function: iron ion binding; stearoyl-CoA 9-desaturase activity. Gene Ontology annotation, biological process: unsaturated fatty acid biosynthetic process. The transcript has 6 exons. The record is from RefSeq and is a predicted model, not a curated record. Lineage: Eukaryota; Metazoa; Arthropoda; Insecta; Hemiptera; Aphididae. The coding region runs from base 455 to 1525 and encodes 356 amino acids.
AAGUUUAGUUCUACUCAAAUAAAUAUUAAUAAAAAAAGGAAUUAAUAAUACAUUUCAUUUUUUUUAUUUAUUUUUUUUAUUAAUAAUGACGAUUCAUGGCUGCUAUGGCCUUUGGAUGAUGUAACGGAGCAUACACAGUUAAAAAAAAAUGAUUGCAAUAUAGUUAAAAAUGAUUCACAAUUACGAUUAACGAUUUACAAUUAAUAAAUUUUUUUUUUAUGUAUAAAUUAAAUUGGAUACAACGAGAUAACAGAGGGUAAAUAAAUAAAUAAGAGAGAUUUUGUGAAUGUAAGUUACACUAGUUGAUGAGAUAAGUUGUCGAUAGAAAUUGAAAGAGCUUGAUGAUGUUGCUGAUUUGAGUUUAGUAUUUCCGCUAGGUGGUCGAAUAUUUGAAAUACUCGUUUCUCCGUGCUGUAUAUUCUACAUUGGGUAGUUUUUGCACGCUGUUGCCACGAUGCAAACGAGCACGAACACAACGACCAUAACCCAAGCCGACGAGUUGCACAGGAAAACUAAUCUGUUGCAAGAGGUCCGCAAAGAAGAUAAGAGAACUGAUGAUGGCGGUCUCGGGGAAUUGUUCCGUUGGCAGGUUACCGGACAAGAAAUCAUAUGGACGCACGUGAUAGUUAUUGUUCUGCUACACGUCUUCGCCGUCAACAGUUUUAUGUCCUACAUGAUCACCACGACGAAAUUUCAAACCACCAUUUGGGGUUUCAUAGUUGGAGGCAUCGGCGGAUUUGGAGUUACUGGUGGUGCACAUAGAUAUUAUACACAUAGAUCGUUCAAAGCGAAAUUUCCACUACAACUAAUAUUAAUUGCGUGUUAUACAGUAUCAGGACAGAACUCCAUACCGACGUGGGUCCGAGACCAUCGGGUGCACCACAAGUUCAGCGAGACGGACGCGGACCCGCACAACGCGAACAGAGGGUUCUUCUUCUCGCACGUCGGCUGGCUGAUGCAACGCAAACACCCCGAGGUCCACAGGCGGGGCAGGACCGUCAACAUGUCAGACAUUGCCAACGAUCCUCUGGUGCAGUUCCAUACAAAACACUUCUUGUCGUUCAAGUUGCUGUUGUGUUUCAUCCUGCCGACGAUAAUCCCGGUGAUGGCGUGGAACGAAAGCUGGGCGGAUGCGUUCAAUGUGAUCUGUAUCUUCCGGUACGCGUUGAGCUUGAACUUCACGUGGUCCGUCAACAGCGUAGCUCACAUAUGGGGAAACAAGCCGUACGACAAGCACAUACGUCCGGUGCAGAACGCGGCCGUGUCCGUGCUGGCCAUGGGCGAGGGAUGGCACAACUAUCACCACGCGUUCCCGUCGGACUACAGGGCUGCCGAGCUGGGCACGUACGCGCUGAAUGUGACCACCAUGUGGCUGGACGCGUUCGCCCUGCUGGGUUGGGCAUACGACCUGAAGACGCCGUCGGAGGAGCUGGUGCGACGCGUGGCCGAUAACCACGGGGACGGCACUCGAUCCUGCGGUCUACUAGAAAACGAUCGUCACGCGAAAAACUCGCUCUCGUGUUAA